AUGGCCAACGACCCGUCCAAGGAGCAGAAGGUCGACGACUCGGCCACUGCCAUCCUCCGCCCGAAGAAGUCUCCCAACCGCUUGAUUGUCGAUGAGAGCACCUCGGACGACAACUCGGUUGCGCAGCUCAACCCGGCGACGAUGGAGACCCUCCAGCUCUUCCGGGGCGACACCAUCAUCGUCCGCGGCAAGAAGCGCAAGGACACCGUCUUGAUCGUUCUGUCGUCGGAGGAUGUUGACGAGGGCAAGAUUCAGCUGAACAAGGUCGCGCGCAACAACUUGCGCGUCAAGCUCGGCGACCUUUGCACCGUCCACGCCUGCCACGACAUCAAGUACGGCAAGCGCAUCCACGUCCUCCCCUUCGACGACUCGAUCGAGGGUCUCUCGGGCGACAUCUUCAACGUCUUCCUCAAGCCCUACUUCCUCGAGGCGUACCGCCCCGUUCGCAAGGGCGACAUCUUCCUCGCCAAGGGCGCGUCGCGAAGCGUCGAGUUCAAGGUCGUCGAGACGGACCCGGCCGAGUACUGCAUCGUCGCGCAGGACACGGUCAUCCACACCGAGGGCGAGCCGAUCAAGCGCGAGGACGAGGAGAACAACCUCUCCGAGGUCGGCUACGACGACAUCGGUGGCUGCCGCAAGCAGCUCGCCCAGAUCCGCGAGCUCGUCGAACUCCCCCUCCGUCACCCCCAGCUCUUCAAGUCGAUCGGUAUCAAGCCUCCUCGCGGCAUCCUCAUGUACGGCCCGCCCGGUACCGGAAAGACGCUCAUGGCUCGCGCCGUCGCCAACGAGACCGGCGCCUUCUUCUUCCUCAUCAACGGUCCCGAGAUCAUGUCGAAGAUGGCUGGCGAGUCCGAGUCGAACCUCCGCAAGGCGUUCGAGGAGGCGGAGAAGAACGCUCCCGCCAUCAUCUUCAUUGACGAGAUUGACUCUAUCGCGCCCAAGCGUGAGAAGACCAACGGAGAGGUCGAGCGCCGUGUCGUCUCGCAGCUCCUUACCCUGAUGGACGGCAUGAAGGCUCGCUCGAACAUCGUCGUCAUGGCCGCGACCAACCGCCCGAACUCGAUCGACCCUGCACUCCGUCGCUUCGGCCGCUUCGACCGCGAGGUCGACAUCGGCAUCCCCGACGCGACCGGCCGCCUCGAGACCCUCCGCAUCCACAGCAAGAACAUGAAGCUCGCCGACGACGUCGACCUCGAGAAGAUCGCUGCCGACACCCACGGCUACGUCGGUGCCGACAUUGCGUCGCUGUGCUCCGAGGCGGCGAUGCAGCAGAUCCGCGAGAAGAUGGAUCUGAUCGACUUGGAGGAAGACACCAUCGACGCCGAGGUCCUCGACUCGCUCGGCGUGACGAUGGACAACUUCCGUUUCGCGCUCGGCACCUCGAACCCGUCCGCCCUCCGCGAGACGGUUGUCGAGAUCCCGACGGUUACCUGGGACGACAUCGGCGGUCUCGACAAGGUCAAGAUCGAGCUGCAGGAGACGGUUCAGUACCCGGUCGAGCACCCGGAGAAGUUCCUCAAGUACGGCAUGUCGCCCUCGAAGGGUGUUCUCUUCUACGGCCCGCCCGGUACGGGUAAGACGCUCCUCGCCAAGGCCAUCGCGCACGAGUGCCAGGCCAACUUCAUCUCGAUCAAGGGUCCCGAGCUCCUCACGAUGUGGUUCGGUGAGUCCGAGGCCAACGUCCGCGACGUCUUCGACAAGGCUCGCGCGGCGGCACCCGUGGUCAUGUUCUUCGACGAGCUCGACUCGAUCGCGAAGGCGCGUGGUAGUGGACCGGGCGGCGACGGCGGCGGUGCGGGCGACCGUGUCCUCAACCAGAUCCUCACGGAGAUGGACGGCAUGAACGCGAAGAAGAACGUCUUUGUCAUCGGCGCGACCAACCGUCCCGACCAGAUCGACCCCGCCCUCCUCCGUCCCGGCCGUCUCGACCAGCUCAUCUACAUCCCCCUUCCCGACGAGCCGUCGCGCACGUCCAUCCUCAAGGCUGCGCUCAAGCGCUCGCCCAUCGCCGCCGACGUCGACCUCGGCUUCAUCGCCAAGAACACGCACGGCUUCUCGGGUGCCGACUUGACCGAGGUCUGCCAGCGCGCCGCCAAGCUCGCCAUCCGCGCCUCGAUCGAGGCCGACAUGCAGAAGGACCGCGAGCGCAAGGCCAAGAUCGAGGAGCUCGGCGAGGAGGCCGUCGUCAAGCAGGAGGAGGAGCAGAUGGACGCCGACGACGAGGCGGGCGAGGACCCGGUGCCGUACAUCACGCGCGAGCACUUUGAGGAGGCCAUGCGCUUCGCUCGCCGCUCCGUCAGCGAUCAAGACAUCAGGAGGUACGAGUUGUUUGCGCAGAACCUGCAGCAGUCGAGGUCGUUUGGCUCGAGCUUCAAGUUCCCCGAAGGCGGCGCCGCGGGCGAGGCUGGCGCAGGCGCGACGGGCGGUGCGGCGUUCGGCGCCGAGCAGGAGGAGGACGACCUCUACUCAUAG
Rhodotorula toruloides NP11 is the source of this 2472-nucleotide messenger RNA. RefSeq names its product transitional endoplasmic reticulum ATPase. Gene Ontology annotation, biological process: retrograde protein transport, ER to cytosol; autophagosome maturation; mitotic spindle disassembly. Gene Ontology annotation, molecular function: ATP hydrolysis activity; polyubiquitin modification-dependent protein binding; ATP binding. The record is from RefSeq and is a predicted model, not a curated record. NCBI's taxonomy places the organism in Eukaryota, Fungi, Basidiomycota, Microbotryomycetes, Sporidiobolales, Sporidiobolaceae. Gene Ontology annotation, cellular component: cytosol; nucleus; VCP-NPL4-UFD1 AAA ATPase complex. The coding region runs from base 1 to 2472 and encodes 823 amino acids. The transcript has 5 exons.